AUGGUAUGUCCUUCCCACAAGACCCUUAGAAUCAAGAAAGUGCUCGGCAAGAAGCAGAAGCAGAACAGACCAGUUCCACAAUGGAUCAGAAUGAGAACUGGUAACACCAUUAGAUACAACAACAAGCGCAGACAUUGGAGAAGAACCAAGCUUGGAAUCUAA
Messenger RNA from Acytostelium subglobosum LB1, 162 nucleotides. RefSeq lists its product as hypothetical. The record is from RefSeq and is a predicted model, not a curated record. NCBI's taxonomy places the organism in Eukaryota, Evosea, Eumycetozoa, Acytosteliales, Acytosteliaceae. Gene Ontology annotation, biological process: translation. Bases 1 to 162 code for a protein of 53 amino acids. Gene Ontology annotation, cellular component: cytosolic large ribosomal subunit; ribosome. Gene Ontology annotation, molecular function: structural constituent of ribosome. The transcript has 3 exons.